This is a messenger RNA of Sesamum indicum (sesame), 1589 nucleotides long. RefSeq names its product F-box protein At3g07870-like. Gene Ontology annotation, molecular function: protein binding. The record is from RefSeq and is a predicted model, not a curated record. NCBI's taxonomy places the organism in Eukaryota, Viridiplantae, Streptophyta, Magnoliopsida, Lamiales, Pedaliaceae.
AACCCACCAGCCAUUCUGUCUUCUUCCCACCAGCUCCCUCAUUUAUACCCUCUUCUCCUCCACCUCUAACUCCAUUCCCAAGAUCUUCAAAAACUGAAAACAAAUCUCUUCAUCCCGUCUUAACAAUGUCUGAUUAUUUACCUCAAGAAGUAUUGAUCAAGAUCCUGGCAAGGCUGCCUCCAGUAUCUCUUAUCAAGUUCAGAUGCGUCUCGAAAUCAUGGAAUUUACUCAUCUCCAGCCCUUUCUUCAUCUCAAUGCAAACAGAACAAGCCAUUAUCUCCAAGCCCGUCGACGCCGGGACGGAGCAGAUCAUCGUUAGGCGCUAUUCGAAGGCCCAAAACAGCGAACUGUACACAGUGCACAUCGACAAUGAAGAGUUCCCUGAUGACAAAAACAUCAAAAUCGAAUACCCUUUUCGAGAUUCGACACGAUUCUAUUACCGUAUUGUGGGUUCUUGCAACGGGGUGCUCUGCCUCUCCGAUGACCUAUUCGGGCAGGCUGAUUCCACUCUGCUGUGGAAUCCCGUGAUCAAGCGAAAAGUCACGUUGCCUGUGCCACAAGCAACUUUUGACACCAUGGGGCCUUACAUGUUUGUGCUCGGGUUCGGAUUUGAUGUCGAAAAUAAUGACUACAAGCUUGUAAGAAUGGCUUAUGUUCAAGGGGAUUAUGGAUAUUUGGUGCCUCCAAAAGUUGAGGUUUAUGCACUAAGUAUAGGGAAUUGGCGCGAGUUUAGUGGGGAAGUUCCUGUGAAUUGUGUUGUGGAGUAUUUCUGGUCAGAGGUUCUUAUUAGUGGGAAAGUGCAUUGGGUUGCUUACCGGAAUAUGGGCAUGCAGGAGAAAGUAGAGAACUUGAUUAUGGUAUUCAACUUGAGCAGUGAGGUGUUUGAUGAAAUGCAGCUACCCUCUGCCUUAGAAAAUGAGCUGCCGAUUAAUUUGAACGCUGCGGUUCUUGCACGUUCACUAGCUGUCGUUCAGUACGACGAACGUGUAUGGAGCAAGAGUUGCUGCAUUUGGGUUAUGAAGAACUAUGGUGAUAGGGAGUCAUGGAGUAAACAGUACAACAUUGAAGUUGAUGGAGGACUUGGGACGAUUCUUGGUUUUAGAUCAAACGGCGAUGUCCUAUUGACUGCAAGAAAUCGGGGAUUAGUGUCGUAUAAUCCGGUUACAGGACAAAUCAGGGAUCUUGGUAUAUUCGGGACGAAAGACUCAUUUUACGUGGGCACUUACGUUGAGUCCCUUUCGUUGCUUGUUGAGGGGAAAGAAGCGCGAGAAAGGAUCCCUAGUGAUACCGAAACUGAGAGUGAGAGUGAGAGCGAAUGUGAAUCUUCGGUUGAAGAUGAUGAAGAUCGAUAUGGUGAUGUUGAGAAGAGUGAGUUUUGGAUGCAAUCUAGCAUGUGCCAGUAUCUUACUGUGUUGCUUAAGCGUACAUUUAUGUGAUUCUUCGUUUCAGAAAAGUGUUUUAAGGCCGAAUAGGCAGAUAUUUCUACCAGAUAAUGUUAACUUUCUUCAUCUUAUCUUCAUUUCAUGUCAGAGUUUUGCUAGUUCUAAUGAAUAGAAAAUGUGCAAAAGGGGGUGUGUGGAAAUUUAAUC